GACAAGGCGGCUUGGCCUUGGCAAGGCUUGGGCCACACUGCCGGGUUCCUGCUGCGAGCGGUCGGCAUGCAUCUCCACCUGCUCUUGCUGUUGGCGCUGUUUCCGGCAGGCUGCGUGGUGGCAGGUCCCAGCUACAGCCUGAGAGGGAGCUGGCGGGUGAGCAACGGGAAUGGCUCCCUGGAGCUGCCGGCGACUGUCCCCGGCUAUGUGCACAGCGCUCUGCACCAGCGCGGGCUGAUCCAGGAUCCUUAUUACAGAUUUAAUGACCUGAACUACAGAUGGAUUUCCUUAGAUAACUGGACCUACAGCACAGAAUUUAAAAUCCCCUUUAAUCUCAGUGAAUGGCAGAGAGUAAAGUUGAUUUUUGAUGGAGUUGAUACAGUUGCAAAAAUCCUGUUCAAUGAUGUCACUAUUGGGAAGACAGACAACAUGUUCACUGGAUACAGCUUUGACGUCACCAAUGUGGUCAAAGACGUGAACUCCUUAAAGUUGCGAUUCCAGUCAGCAGUGCAGUAUGCCAAACAGCAGAGCACAGCUCACACUCGCUACCGGGUCCCCCCAGAGUGUCCCCCGGUGGAGCAGAAGGGAGAAUGCCACGUUAACUUCAUCCGAAAGGCACAGUGCUCCUUCAGCUGGGACUGGGGGCCUUCCUUUCCCUCUCAAGGGAUCUGGAAAGAUGUUAGGAUCGAGGCCUAUAACAUUGCUCACCUGGAUUACCUCACGUUUUUGCCCAUAUAUGAUAACACUUCUCAGGCCUGGACUAUUGAAAUAGAGGCUUCUUUUGAUGUCGUCAGCUCCGAGCCCGUUGGUGGCCAGGUGAAUGUAGCCAUCCCUAAGCUGAAAACAUGGCAGACAAACGAUAUUGAACUUCAACGGGAUCAAAGGAUUGUUAAACUCCUUGUCAAAAUUAGGAAGGAUGUUGCUGUGGAGACCUGGUGGCCUCAUGGACAUGGGAACCAGACCGGGUACAACAUGACAAUUCUCUUUGCUCUGGAUGGAGGCUUGAAAAUUGAAAAAGCAGCCAAGGUUUAUUUCAGGACAGUGCAGCUUAUAGAAGAGGAUAUAAAAGGGUCUCCCGGUCUGAGUUUCUACUUCAAAAUUAAUGGACUUCCUAUAUUUCUGAAAGGCUCCAAUUGGAUUCCAGCCGACUCCUUCCAAGAUAAAGUCACUUCCGAACUGUUGCAACGUCUUUUGCAGUCGGUCGUGGAUGCUAACAUGAACACCCUUCGCGUGUGGGGGGGUGGCAUCUACGAGCAGGAUGAGUUCUAUGCCCUCUGUGACGAACUUGGAAUAAUGGUGUGGCAGGACUUUAUGUUUGCCAGUGCCCUUUAUCCAACUGAGCAGGGAUUCCUAGAGUCAGUGAGGAAAGAAGUCACUUACCAGGUUAGGAGACUGAAACCCCACCCCUCCAUCAUCAUAUGGAGUGGUAAUAACGAGAACGAAGUAGCUCUCAGGGUGAACUGGUUCCACGUAAAUCCCAGUGACAUGAAAACUUACUUCGACGACUACGUGACCCUCUACGUGAAAAACAUCAGGGAGAUCGUCCUAUCGGAAGACAAGAGCCGUCCUUUCAUUGCAUCUAGCCCAACCAAUGGGGUCAAAACCAUGGAGGAAGGCUGGAUCUCUCAAGACCCGUAUAGCAUCCAGUAUGGCGACACACAUUUUUAUGACUAUAUCAAUGAUUGCUGGAAUUGGAAGACCUUCCCAAAAGCUCGAUUAGUGUCUGAAUAUGGCUACCAGUCCUGGCCUUCCUUUAGCACUCUAGAAAAGGUCUCAUCUCGAGAGGACUGGUCUUACAACAGCCACUUUUCCCUUCACCGGCAGCAUCAUGGAAAUGGUAACCAUGAGAUGCUCCACCAGGUUAAGCUGCAUUUCAAACUCCCCCAAAGGAUGAGGACGGACCCAUUGCGCACAUUUAAAUACAUCAUCUACCUCACUCAGGUGAUGCAGGCCCAGUGUAUCAAGACAGAAACGGAGUUCUACAUGCGCAGCCGCAGCGAGAUAGUGGACGGCCGAGGCCACACCAUGGGGGCACUGUACUGGCAGUUGAAUGAUAUCUGGCAGGCUCCUUCCUGGGCCUCUCUCGAGUACGGAGGAAAAUGGAAAAUGCUGCAUUACUUUGCACAGCGAUUCUUCGCGCCGCUAUUACCAGUAGGUUUUGAAGAUGAAGGUGUUUUUUAUGUCUAUGGUGUGUCAGAUCUUCACAGAGACUACCACACAAAGCUCACCGUGAGUCUCCAUCGCUGGAGCUCCCUGAAGCCCGUGUGCUCCUUCGUGAAUUCAAGUAUUGUGAUUAAAGCCGGGGAGGCUGUGGUUCUGUUCAAGAAGCCAGUUUCUAAGCUGCUGUUGAGAUGCAGGGGAUGUACCAGGGAAACGUGUGUGGUUUCCUUUUACCUCUCAACUGACAAAGAACUCUUCAGCCCAACCAACUACCAUUUCCUGUCCUCCCUGAAGGCUGCUAAAGGGCUGGUCAAGGCCAACAUCACGGUCAACAUCUCUCAGCAGGGCGAUGUUUUUGUUUUUGAUCUGAAAACGACAGCUGUCGCUCCCUUUGUCUGGUUGGACGUAGGAAGCAUCCCAGGGAGAUUUAGUGAUAAUGGCUUCCUCAUGAUUAAGAAUUGCUCGGUACUGUUUUACCCUUGGAGGCCCACCAGCAAGAGCGAGCUCCUGCAGGCCUUCAGUGUCACCUCCCUGACUGAUACCUACUGAAGGGACGCGGCUUGUAUUUCAGUGGACACUGGGGACGUAGGAAGCCUUUCUAAAGCAUGGAGGGAAGACUGUCUAAGGUAAAGUGGAGGAAGUAUCUGCUGCUGCCUGGGGUGCGAUGACUUCCCUCACCUACAGUUUGAACAGUAGAUACUGUUCAUCCAGGUGAUGUCCUUAGACAAGGUCGUGCCCAGGUAUUCUUGAAUCUUCUAGGAUUGUGGGUUUUAUUAGAGCUUUCUUCUACAGCUAAAGCACAGCCAGAGGAGUUAGACCACCCAAUGACCUUUUUGGGAAACCAUUAGAUUAUGAGCUGAUUGUAUGUGCAUAACCAAGUGUGAAGGUUCUGAAGUAAUAUAGGCCUUUCAUAGCACUUUGAAUCCUACCCGCUGAAGGUGAAGUGUGUGGCUACAAUUGCCAAAGGAAGUGGGAACUCAGAUGCUACAAUAGAGAUUGCUUGACGGCAGCUAUAUAUUGUCAGUAGACAGCGGAGGGGCCUGAAUGUUGUACUUGAUAACCAUCUUCAGGUAGGACUCCCUUUUUCAUAUACUUUGGCAAUAACUCUUUUUCUUAAAGAGACUAAGAGAGUGAUUUUUCUUUAAAAAGCAGUCUAGGGUGGUUGUGCUGGACUCUGUAGGAAGAGGCAGGAGGAUCACAAAUUCAGAGUUGGCCUUGACUAUACUGUAGAAUUUUUCACCUCUCCUGGCUCUGAAUGUUCUUGUGAGCUUUAGUUUUUGUUGUUGUUGUUUGGUUCCCCCCCCCCCCCCCCCAGACAGGGUUUCUCUGUAUAGCCCUGGCUAUCCUGGAACUCAUUCUGUAGACCAGGCUGGCCUCGAACUCAGAAAUCCGCCUGCCUCUGCCUCUGCCUCCCAUGCGCUGGGAUUAAAGGCGUGCGCCACCACCGCCCUGCUGAGCUUUAGGCUUAAUACUGAUUUUGAUGAACUCUCUAAUCCAAAGGUAUGAGCUAUAUUUAAACUCAUUGGCUCUGGUGUGGAAGGAGCAAAAAAAGUUAAUAAGUAGCUAUUUUGGGUACUGGUUUGUGGGCUUCUUGGUACUACUUUUAUACUUUUUCUAUAUAUUUUAAAUUAUAUAAAAAAACAUAGGUUAUAUAGAUUGCAUUGAAAACUUGAAAGUUUAUUUGCGCUCUGUUUAACCAUUUAAUAAACAUUUCCUUGCAUACAAAGCUGCAUUGAGCAUUCAUGCCUGCUUGACAAAUGAGAAAA
Apodemus sylvaticus (European woodmouse) is the source of this 3926-nucleotide messenger RNA. It is a transcript of the gene Manba, whose product is annotated as mannosidase beta. The transcript is spliced from 17 exons. Lineage: Eukaryota; Metazoa; Chordata; Mammalia; Rodentia; Muridae. Gene Ontology annotation, molecular function: beta-mannosidase activity. Gene Ontology annotation, biological process: carbohydrate metabolic process; glycoprotein catabolic process. Bases 67 to 2709 code for a protein of 880 amino acids. The record is from RefSeq and is a predicted model, not a curated record.